Molecule: messenger RNA, 808 nt
Organism: Cannabis sativa
Lineage: Eukaryota; Viridiplantae; Streptophyta; Magnoliopsida; Rosales; Cannabaceae
Product: calcineurin B-like protein 3
Exons: 6
Coding region: 329-667 (112 amino acids)
Biological process (GO): calcium-mediated signaling
Molecular function (GO): kinase binding; calcium ion binding
Source: RefSeq, a predicted model, not a curated record
UGAUAACCCAUUUUUGGGGGUUUUCUUUUCAACUCUUUUUCUGGGAAUUUUCCUUUUGCACUAUUGGAUCGUUUGUCUGCUUUCAAGUUUUGUACUUUCGUAAUGGGAUUUUGGCUUUCUUUAUUGGGAUCUUGGAUCUGGUUUUGUUCCAUUUAUUCAGAUUUGAAAAAUUGGUGAAUUCUUGGUUAUGGGUAAUUCUUGUGUAUAGGGACAAAUAAAUAAAAUAUUUGGUGGUCGAAAAUUCGAAGAAUCUUUUUGUAGUUGAGCUUAAUAUCAGAAGUAGGAAAUGGUUAACAGAUAUGGAGUGUUUUGAUUUAGAGAAAAUAUCAUGUUGCAGUGCAUAGAUGGGUUUAAGCAUUUAUUUGCUUCCCUAUUGCGAUGCUUUGAUCUCGACUUGUAUAACCAAUCGAGAGGGCUAGACGACCCCGCUGUUCUUGCAGGGGAGACUGUGUUCAGUGUAAGCGAAAUUGAAGCGCUUUAUGAACUUUUUAAGAAGAUCAGCAGUGCUGUGAUCGAUGAUGGAUUAAUUAACAAGGAAGAGUUUCAACUGGCUUUGUUCAAGACAAAUAAGAAAGAGAGCUUAUUCGCUGAUCGGGGAAUCAACCCAAGACUUGUUUAUGGUUAUGGGAGCUCUCUAUGCUGCUACCAUGUUUCUUGGUGUCAAUAAUGCAUAUUAGAAAUGAGCCUGUUGAAAUCUGGGAAGAAAGUUAAAUGCUUGAAUUUCUUGAAUUCUGUAUUUUUUUGUGUUUUGGAUAAAGAGUUGUUGGGUAAACAAAAAAGAAUGAAAAUGUUAAUUGUUUUUUUUUUA